AUGACAGACAGGACCCAAGGCUGUGGUCGUGUCAUCGUUGCAGAGGCCAGAUGGCCAGCUCUAGCCUCUCACCAUGCUUCGUUUUCCAUGCCAGACAGUGAGUGGCUCCAUUAUGCUGGGUGGACUGGUUGGAGGACGAAGGACGGCACUAAGCAACAGAUUGAACUCCAUCGUUGCCAGGCGUCGAAUCGUAGCGAGUCCCGAACAGGCAAGAGGCACGACUGGCCAGCAAGUAAGAAAAAAGCUUCCCCCAAUUUCCCAAUUUCCAUUUUCCACCUUUUCCAGCCGUGGAAGGAUCCGCCAGAUGAACUUCUCCACCCCCAAACUCAUCCUUCAUUUGAUGCGCUCGUCCAGGCUAAACCCCGUCCUGGUAAUCGUGCCUUAUCCCUGGCUUUCUUCGUCCAUGUCCCUGGGACGGCUAUCUAG
Messenger RNA from Aspergillus niger, 426 nucleotides. RefSeq lists its product as hypothetical. The coding region runs from base 1 to 426 and encodes 141 amino acids. The transcript has 3 exons. NCBI's taxonomy places the organism in Eukaryota, Fungi, Ascomycota, Eurotiomycetes, Eurotiales, Aspergillaceae. The record is from RefSeq and is a predicted model, not a curated record.